This is a messenger RNA of Lycium ferocissimum, 1013 nucleotides long. Its product is annotated as cold-regulated 413 inner membrane protein 2, chloroplastic-like. Bases 98 to 778 code for a protein of 226 amino acids. The record is from RefSeq and is a predicted model, not a curated record. NCBI's taxonomy places the organism in Eukaryota, Viridiplantae, Streptophyta, Magnoliopsida, Solanales, Solanaceae. Gene Ontology annotation, cellular component: membrane. The transcript has 6 exons.
ACUCCCUCCCAUCACCAUUUUCUCGAGUCUUCAUUUCCACUUUGUUUGUCUUCAUAAAGCAAAAUAACAGUAAAGGAAUCUUAAAGAAAGAUAGAAAAUGAUGUCCCUUUCUCUUUCUCUUUCUCUGUCUUCUCCUACACACCAUUUUGCUUCAUACAAUAAGCAGCAGAUAUGCGCUUUGAGAUCUCCUCAAUCUCAUCAGACUAAGAUUUCUCAGCAAAAGUUGCAGCCAAGUUCCAGUUUUCUUGGCUAUAACCCUCUCAGAGUUUCAAUUGAUUUAAGUGGAGAGAUGAAGAGGAAGAGAAGUGGAGGAGUGGUUUGUUAUGCUUCUGCUGCUCUUGCUCCUAGAAAUCUACAGUGGGUCUGUGCUAUUUCCUCUUUUGUGCUCAUGGUUGCGAAGGGCACUGGUAUUCACAAGUCUUUUCUUGUUCCUUUAUUUGCUUUACAAGCUCCUACAGCGGUUGUCUCAUGGAUCCAGGGUGAAUAUGGCCUUUGGUCAGCAUUUUUGGCACUUAUUGCUCGCCUCUUCUUCUCUUUUCCUGGUGAACUGGAAUUGCCAUUUAUAGCAUUCUUGAUGGUAAUUGUGGCUCCUUAUCAAGUUGCAAAUCUAAGGGGUACAAAGGAAGGUGUUAUUCUUUCCUUGGUUAUAGCAGCUUAUCUAGGUUUUCAGCAUUUCACACGUGCUGGCAGCUUGCAGAAGGUGUUUGAUCAAGGUUCAAUUAUUGCCACCCUAGCCAUCAUUUGUAUUGUCGCUACGCCAUGUUUGCUCUUGAUUUGACUUGAAACUACGGUGAUUUCUCAAAGGAGUCCUGUAAAUUAUUUGAGUAUUUGAGGGAUGGAGAUCACGCAAAUUAAUAUCUUUCUUUAAAUCCCUCUUAUGUAUACUUCAAGCUGUAUAUCUAGUUAAUUAUGUUGGACAAACUAGGGUUGAAUGUAUUUAUGCAGGAAUAAAUUGGAUGACCUCUGUGAACAAGCUUUCACUUAUAUCCUAUUAAAUUCUAUACUUUGGGCAA